Salvelinus fontinalis (brook trout) is the source of this 2907-nucleotide messenger RNA. Its product is annotated as gastrula zinc finger protein XlCGF17.1-like. Gene Ontology annotation, molecular function: RNA polymerase II transcription regulatory region sequence-specific DNA binding; DNA-binding transcription factor activity, RNA polymerase II-specific. Bases 282 to 1364 code for a protein of 360 amino acids. The transcript has 4 exons. The record is from RefSeq and is a predicted model, not a curated record. Gene Ontology annotation, cellular component: nucleus. NCBI's taxonomy places the organism in Eukaryota, Metazoa, Chordata, Actinopteri, Salmoniformes, Salmonidae. Gene Ontology annotation, biological process: regulation of transcription by RNA polymerase II.
CUCAGAAGAAGAAGGAGCACAAGAACUGUGCUAUGAAGUCGAUAGCUUUUGUGUCCGUUUCAAAUGUAUUACUACAGGCUGAAACACCUUCAUUUUGGAGCUGCCUUACUCAAAACAAAAGAGGGGGAGUGGUCGGAUGACUUGAAUUAAGUCUGAAGCCGGUAACAUCAACAGUGAGGACAAACCCAUCCUGCCUCUUUCCUUCCACACUGAGUAGAAACCUACAGUCACUGGGUCCUGAUUGUGACAGUGGAGCCCAGUUUGCACUGCAGGAUCCAGAGAUGGCAUCAGUGAAGCUGGAUGACUGCAGUCAAACACUAGAGCUGAAUGUCAACAUUAAAGAUGAAGAAGAGGAGGAGAAUAUUGGGAAAUCUGUUUCUCAUGGAGACCAUGUUGAGACAUUCUCUACAUCCAGAGAGCAACAGCAGGAAGAUCACAGAGCUAAGAGGUCUCACCACUGCCCACAUUGUGUGGAGAUUUUCCCAUUUCUAUCAAAGCUAAAAAUACAUCUACAAAUACACACAGGAGAGAAGCCUUACUCCUGCUCUGACUGUGGGGUGAGUUUCGCUCGACUGGAUACCUUAAAAACACACCAACGUAUACAUACGGGAGAGAAGCCUUACUACUGCCCUGACUGUGGGGAUAGUUUCUCUCAAAUGAGCAGCUUAAAAGCACACCAACAAAUACAUACAGGAGAGAAGCCUUACUCCUGCUCUGAUUGUGGGAAGAGUUUCUCCCGAUCGGAUACCUUGAAAUCACAUGAACGUAUACAUACAGGAGAGAAGCCUUACUACUGCUCUGACUGUGGAAAACGUUUCUCCCGAUUGGAUAACUUGAAAUCACAUGAACGUAUACAUACAGGAGAGAAGCCAUACUCCUGUUCUGACUGUGGAAAAUGCUUCAAAACAUUAACUGAGCUAAAAGUACAUCAGAGAACACAUACAGGAGAGAGGCGUUACUUCUGCUCUGACUGUGGAAAAUGUUUUAAAACAUCAACUGAGCUAAACCUUCAUCAGAGAACACAUACAGGAGAGAAGCCUUACUUCUGCUCUGACUGUGGGAAGAGUUUCUCCCGAUUGGAUUCCUUAAAAACACAUGAACGUAUACAUACAGGAGAAAACCCUUACUCCUGCUCUGACUGUGUAAAAUGCUUCAAAACAUCAACUGAGCUAAAAGUUCAUCAGAGAACACACACAGGAGAGAAGCCUUAUUACUGCUCUGUCUGUGGAAAAUGUUUUAAAACAUCAAAUGAGCUAAAAGUUCACCAGAGAACACACACAAGAGAGAAGCCUUACGUCUGCUCUGGCUGUGGCAAGAGUUUCUCUCACCAGAGCAACUUAAAAACACACCAACGUGUACAUUAAGGAGAAAAGCCUCAUCAGUUCUCUGACCAGCUAAGAAUAAAGUCACUCCAUCACUUAAUUCAUCUCAUAAAAGAAGUUGUAACGUUGAAUUGGAUCAAAUGAAGAAAGUAUAGAACACUAUUGUAAUCCUAUUGUUUCUCACUGUGAAAGAACUGUCCAGAGGAAAGGGAGCAUUACAUAAUGUUAGCCUCUCUUUACUUUACUGAUCAGUGUGCACCUUGUCAGUUUUAGUGUGCUUUGUUUUGUUAGCUUCUACUGUAAAGAUGUGCACUUAGUGUUGACCCUGUGUGAGGCUUCUCAUUUUGAUUUGAGAUUUGUCAGACACUAGUCUGACAAUUGACUAGGUGGUACUGCUUCCCUCUCAGCCUGGUCUGACUCUGUCUGUGCGGAGAGUUUCAACUGGGCAGCUUAAAAACACACCAACAUUUACACGUAGGAGAGAAGCCUUACUCCUGCUCUGUGGUAGGAUGGGCGUGUAACUCAAACGUCUAGCCAAAGGUUGCGUUUUUGAAUCUCAUCACAGAGGACUUUAGCAUUUUAGCUAAUUAGCAACGUGGUUACAUGUGAUCUGCACUUGUGAGGCCGGUUGGAUGUACUGCAAAAUUCUCUAAAAGGACGUUAGAGGUGUCUUAUGGUAGAGAUAUAAAUAUUGAGUUCUCUGGCAACAGCUCUGGUGGACAUUCCUGCAGUCAUCAUGAGAAUUGCACAUUCCCUAAACUUGAGACGUCUGUGACAUUGUGUGGCCUUUUAUUGUCCCCCAGCACAAGGUGAACCUGUGUAAUGAUCAUGCUGUUUUAUCAGCAUCUUGAUAUGGAUGGAUGUUAAUAUGGAAUAUCUUGGCAAAGGCUGAAAUGCUCACUAACAGGGAUAUAAACAAAGUUGUGCACAACAUUUGAGAGACAUUAGCUUUUUGUGCAUAUGGAACAUUGCUGUUUUUUUUUAUUUCAGCUCAUGAAACCAACACUUUACAUGUUUAGUUUAUAUUGGUAGUCCAAUGUAAUGUAACCAAACAUAUUAAAUGGAGUGGCAUGGAUAAUAUAAUACGUUUUGCUCUGAGACCAGGUUGUCCCUCUGCAGUAUUCUGUGGGAAGGAGCUAGUAUACACUUUUUUUAUUUAUUGAACCUUUAUUUAACUAGGCAAGUCAGUUAAGAACAAAUUCUCAUUUACAAUGAUGGCCUAGAUACAGUGGGAUAACUGCCUUGUUCAGAAGCAGAACAACAGAUUUUUACAUUGUCACCUCGGGGAUUUGAUCUAGCAACCUUUUGGUUACUGGCCUAAUGCUCUAACCACUAGGCUACCUUCCGCCCCUAACAUGUAUCAGAUAGAGAUGGUGUGAUGAUCACUUUUCACCAUUAGUUUGGGGGGAUUAUUUUACAACUUUAUUUAAUGAUACACAGUUUAUGAAAUGAAUACAUGUGUUUAUUAAUUGUCUUUAAAACUAGAUGAGUUAUUUUAGUUACUGAUCAUGAAUGUGUUUGGAUAACUGCAUUGAAGAAAACUUUAUUGAUCUGCCAAUGAAAAAUAAAGUUACAUGAAUAUGUA